This is a messenger RNA of Fonsecaea pedrosoi CBS 271.37, 2175 nucleotides long. RefSeq lists its product as uncharacterized. Gene Ontology annotation, biological process: regulation of DNA-templated transcription. The record is from RefSeq and is a predicted model, not a curated record. Lineage: Eukaryota; Fungi; Ascomycota; Eurotiomycetes; Chaetothyriales; Herpotrichiellaceae. Gene Ontology annotation, molecular function: DNA-binding transcription factor activity. The transcript has 3 exons. Bases 1 to 2175 code for a protein of 724 amino acids.
AUGCCGAGGCGAAGAAAAGAAAACCAACCAGUCGAGGUGGAAGCGGCGGCGACAUUCGAGGGAUGGGAUGACAUGGAUGAAGCCUCCAAAAGGAGAAUCCGGAAUCGUCUGUCCCAACGCCACUUUCGGGAGCGCAAGUCUCUGUACAUCAAGAGCCUCGAGAAAGCAUCCAAGGCGAGCACUCAGACGGAAAGCGCACGGAACAAGGCUCUGUCAAAGGAGCUCGCAGACCUGCGAACAGCCACGUUAAAGAUGCGGGCGCAGAUUUUGAAGCUAUCAUGUUCGCUACACGCCGUAGGCACCGAGGUCGGCAAGAUCCUUCACGUCAAGGGGCUGGAAGACUCGGACUCUACUCCCGAGCUCCAAGACACCAAUCCCAUGUCGUCGCCAUUGAGUAAUCUAGCCUACGAAGAAGAAAGCUCCAGUCCCGGAUGCUUGAACCCUGGCAACCUCUCGGACGAGUAUGCAGAGUAUCCAGAAUUAACCGAGCUGAACCUGCAACCCCACCACACAGAGCAUGACAACGAGCGUUUAUCUCGGUCUGAAGCUUCCCAGAGAACAGACACAGGGCGUGAAACUCGCCCACCAGACGAAACGUCAAACGACAACGUUCCAGUAUUGAACCCUUCUCCAAGCUCGGCAGAUGACCUGCAGCCCGAAACCGGGACACACCAAGGGGAACAACACCCUUCUCAUCACUUUGUCAAUCAUAACGGAAGUCUUCCCAAUGCAACAGUGCAGGCGGCAAGCCCCGAGUGGGGUGUUGGUGACCCUAACAGCCUUGAAUUCUACUCACAACCCAUGGGACCUAUAGGAUUCCAAGUCUAUGGCACGACCUUUGCCUCACCACGCGCAGCGACAAGGAUGACAUCUCCUGCCGCUGUUGGCGCCAGUGCCACGGCAAGUUUUGACACUGCUCAGCAGGUUGCCGGCCAGACAUUGCAUACGCAUACCGCUGCGCCGGGUCACCCAGACCUCCCCGUCCAUCAGAGAGCAUCGCUGCAGCAAGCAGGACAGCACCAGGAGCAUCAGCAUCAGCAGCAUGGUCCUGAUCCGCUCCUCCAAAGUGUUCCUGGGCAGACCAACCUCAGCCUUCCUGCUGGCCACUUCCCACCAUGGUUUGGCGGGGAUUUAUCCCCAAACAAUCCUUCCUCUGCCUUUGCAAGACAUAUGGAGACUCUGGAGCUCCAAGUCCGCUGCCGGAUCGAUGCUGCCCCAGAUGGAUCGAGCAGGGAAAAGCUGAUCCGCUCGUGCUCGACUAUCAUGUCUCUGUUUGUCCAAAAUGCCUGGCCGUCGUCCUACUCGGUGUGGUUCAAGUCUCAAGUGCCUCAAAUCAUCGGACCGAUCCUGCUGUGGCGCAUCUGUCCCUCGUACGACACGUAUAACCUGCUCGGGGCAAACUACAAACCAACCGAGCUACAACUUUCUGUCCCGCAUUCGGCCGUGAUCGACUGGGUUCCGUAUUCGGAGCUGCGAGACAAGAUCAUCAUGUACUACAACCAAUCGGUGGUCCUGGACAGACUGCUGUGCGACAUGAUGAACUCGUACGUGAUCGAGGUGCCGGACCUCGCUCAGAUCCUGCCCCAGGCUCCACGCGGCCGGGCUUACUUUGGAAUAUGGAACAUCUUCCGCGCCAUCGACGUGGCCUUUGAAAACCAAAACAACAACAGCCGCCGCAGCAAGCCGGGCCGGUCGCCCGGUUCGGCGCCUGCCACGGCAGACUAUGCUAACCAGUCGGCCGAUGAGGGCAUGCUCAAUGUCGACGACGAUCCGUGUGGUAUAUAUGCCGAGUUUGCGCUGAGUGAGCACGCUGGCUCACCACCAGCCGGGGGUGUCUCCGGGAAGGAAGACGAUUACGACUAUGCCGCUGCCUCCUCAUCAUCGACCUCAGCUUCGCAUUCGGGUGGUGGCAAACCGUUCAACCUCGUCGAUAUCUUCACGACCCCGGCAUCGGUCCUCAAACUCUCACACGACAUCCGUCUCUACGCGAGUCGAUCGUGGCGGUUCGACCGCACCCUCUUCGACAAGUACCCCGAGCUCAAGUUUGACGGGUACGAGAAUGUCGUGGCCCAAGGUCGCUCGUGCCGCAUUCCCACAGCCCCCCCUGAUGGGCCAAUCGAAAUGACGGAGCAGACGAUGCAGAUAUACCAAAAGGCACUGGAGAGAUCGGUAUAG